Messenger RNA from Tetrahymena thermophila SB210, 3012 nucleotides. RefSeq lists its product as hypothetical. The record is from RefSeq and is a predicted model, not a curated record. The transcript has a single exon. NCBI's taxonomy places the organism in Eukaryota, Ciliophora, Oligohymenophorea, Hymenostomatida, Tetrahymenidae.
AUGAGGUUAAAUCAUCAAUAAAUAUCUACAAACAUUAAAGAGAAUUUAAAAUUAAACAUGUUUGAUACAAAUUUAAAUCAAGAAAGUAGGAGUAAAGACGUUUAAUCAUUUAAAAUACCUCCGAGAAAAUAAAGAAAAGCUUUAUCUUGCAAUAGUAAAUAAUGGAAUAAUUUUUUUGAAGCGAUGCGUAACAUGCAUGAGGAACAAAAAAAAAUUAGACUAUCAUCGCAGCCUUAGCUUAGAUAUUAAAAUAUUUAGAAAAUAAUGGAGUCUAAUUUACAUUACAAGAAGCUGUAAAGACAAUUGCAAUAGCAAGCACCUGAAAUAGAUUUAGAAAAAAAUAACUUAAAUUAAAUAGUUUCUAAUAUUAACAAUAAGGGAAUUGUUGUUGCUACAACCACGAUCAAAAAUGUAGAUCACUCAAUAAUGAGCAAAUCCAAUAGGAGAUUUAAGUCUUUGGAAUCUAUAUUAAAUACUAUAGCUAGCAGAGAAAAUGGGUAAGAUUAGAUACAAAAUAACCAAGCAAAGCUUUAACUUUAAAACAGUAGUAACUAUUCCUUCUCUCCAGAUAAUAAUAGAUUUAAUUCUCCAACUCUGCUUCUGUAAAUUAAUUAAAUUUAAAAGAAUACAAACAGUAGUAUUGACUAAUAAUAAGAAUUGAUAACAAAAAAUAACCAUAAAAUAAAUAAUAUUCCUUAAUCACUAGUUGAUAUUUAAUCUGUAAAUCAAUCUUUAAUUAUAACUUAGGCAAAUUCUCAGCCUCAACUGAAUAAUUAUUCCUUAUAAAAUAUAAUUAGUGAUAAUUAAAACAAUAGUCCUAUAUUAUCAAAUAGGCAAGAAGGCAAAAUUCACUUAAAAAGUAAAAUGAGUAACAACAAUUCUUCUAACAAAGAAAUGCAAUUUACAAAUUAAUAAACUGAAGGACUUAUUUCAAAUUAGUAAAAAAAUUUGUCAAAUAAAGUAAAUUUUUAAAAGUAUUAAGUUUUUUAGUCAAUAAAAUUGCAAAAUACAUUCGAAAAUGAAUAGAAUAAUAAAAAAUCUUUAAGACUAAAAAUGGUCAAUCAUAACAAAUCAAAUAGCUUAGCAAAUUUGACAUCUAUUUAGUAGAAUACAAAACAACAAUUAUAAGAAGAUAGCGCUUUCAAUUAAAAUAGCUAAUUUUAGCUUAAUUAAUCAAAGUAAACUGAAACUCUUUAGUUGAACAAUGAUACAAGUACUUCUACAUACGCUUAGUAAUCUGUUUAAACAUUUAGAAACUAAAGUAAAUUAAGUAUGCGUGGCAAAUAUCAGCCUAUCAGCAAGCCAUAUCAAAGUAGUUAAUCAGAAAUUUUUGGGAAUAUUAUAAAAAAAAUGGAUCUCUAAAAGAAAUAACAAGAGAAAUAAAAAGAAGAUUCUAAAUUGAUAAAAGUUAUGUAAAAAAUGGAGAGUAAUGAAAGCCCUUUAAAUUUUUAAUAAGCUCAUGCAAUUUCUUCUUUUCUUCUUGGUUCUAACAAUUAAUCAUCUCCUUCAAUAUAAUAAUUUACCGAAUAGAUAGAUCAGCAUUUUUCUUCAACUUCACCAUCAUCUGUCAUUGCAAUGUAAAAAUAUUCUAAAAUUCUAGGAGAUAUUGACUCAAAGAAAUAAAAUUUGUAAGAUUCUCUUGUUGAAUAGAUAGAAUAAAAAUAAACACAGCACAAUAACAUAAAAAUUAAUUAAGAUAAAGUGAUAGAGGCAUAACAAGAAGCAUAAAGAAUGCAAUUCAAGCGUAAAAUAUAAAGAUCUAAUACUUAAGAAAAUAUGAUAAACUUGUAAAACAGAUAUUCAAAGGUUUCAAUAAAUUAAAUGUUUGAAUAGUCUCAUGAUUUUGAUACUUCGUUUGGUUUCAACUCUAGAAAAAAUUAGUAAUAGCUCUAAGAAAAUAUAAAGUAAUACUAAAUUGUAAGCGAAAAGAAUAUAAAACCAGCUUAAAGAGAAGAAACAACAAAGUUGAUUUGGUAAAAAAGAAAAAGAUCCUUAAAUACUUUUUCAGAUAUGCUGAUUAACUAAACUUAAUUAUCAUAGAUACAGUUAGUGAAUCAAAGUUAAUUUUAACAAUAGCUUUUAUAGAAUUAAGCUUCAUCUCGCUAUAAUUAUUUAGAUGUAAAAGCAGAAACUGAAAGCAUUAAACACUCACUUUAACUUAAAAAGUAGAAAAAUUUACAAGCAGCUUCUUUGAAUAAAAGAAAGGAGUUUAUUGACAAAAUCGUUACUACAAAAAGCAACUUUCAUGUUUCACCAACACUCAAUUAGAACUGUAUGACAAUUUAAACUAUGAAAGAGGAUGAAGUAAUAAACAUGGAUAAAAAUGUUAUUACAAAAUUAUAAAAAUUAUUUUAGAAGCAAAAGCCAAGUACUACUGAUUCUCCUUCAAGAUCCCCAAUUAAGAUGUGCUCUCCUCAAAAUAUUAUUUUUUAAAAAGAGAGCAAUGGUGAUUUUGAUUUGAUAAUCAACAAGCCUGAAACAGGUAAAAACUUAAAUUCUUCUUUAAGAGAAUAAACGGAAGAAAAUGACACAACCAAUCUAACCAAAUAAAUAAAACCAUUAGGAGCUAAGAGUUAUUCUUUUUCAAACAGAUUUUCUUAUAAACCAUAAAUAAAUUAAACAAAUGGAUUCAAUCCUUAAGAAAGAUGUUAAAAUUAAAUUGAUAUGAUUGAUCAAAAGCAAAGAAGUCUAUCUAAGCUUCUACACAAAAAAGUUAUAACAGAAACAUGUAUGCCAUUAAGAUUAAAUCGAAACGGAAUAUCUUUAACAUGCAGAAAUCAUAUUCAUACAUUAAAAAAUAAAUAAAUACCUUAAAAUGAAAAUAAUUACAAUUAAAAGUAUUAAAUUUUUAAAGGAAUGUCUAGUCUUUAAACUAUUCCACAUGACCUGAAUGCAAAUACAGAUCUCUCCAUUCAAUUAUAGAAAUAAUAAUAGUAAGGAAGCCUAACUUUCAAUAACUAAAACGACACAGACAUCAUAUAAAUAGAAAACUUAACAAAUUCAAACUAGUGA